AUGGAAAUUGGCUUUUAUCAAAAUUAUUUUUUAGGCCUAACUCAAUUGGGCACUCUUCUUCCCCAACUUUCUUCUUUGCGUGCUUUAUCAUUCGCUGAAUGCCUUUUAAGUGAAAAAUGUGCUUUAGCUCUUCUAAAUGGAUUACAUCACGGCAUUAGAUUAGCAAAUGAUUCGGCAAAAGGUGAAGAUGCUACAGUGACUGGAAAUACUUUAAUUAAUUCUGAUAACGGAAGAUUUCAAUUAGAGGCUUUAAAUUUAAGUGGAAAUCCGUUGGGAAGUGGAGUAGAACUUGCUGAACAAUUGGCUAAUUUUUUGGCUUUAAAUACAGGAGCAAUUCGCUUUUUGGAUUUAAAUGGAACGGCAAUUCAAUUGGAUCGUCUCUGGGCUGCUCUCAAAUUGGGUGGUCUUGGUCUAGAAGUUCUCCGUCUUGGUGGUUGUCAUAUUGCUCAAACUAAAAGAAGUGUUCGAAAUAGUGGAAAAGACAGUGCUCAAAUUGCUAAUGAAUUAUUUAGUUCUUUUCUUUCACUUAAAGAAUUGGACUUAACGGGAACACAUUUAACUGCAGAACUUUUAAGUGGAAUACUUGAAGGUAUUUCAACAAAUCCAAAUCUCCCGUCUUCUUCUCUUGCCUUUUGCCUUGAUAAUUGUAUUGUUGGUUCUACAACUCAAUGUGUUAAUGUUUUUGAGCAAUAUUUGCUUGAAUGUCCCUGUAUUUGUUCCUUAUCUUUACGUGAUAAUUCUUUAGAGCAUGAGACAUAUCGCCUUCUUCCAAUAAUUUGCAAAAUGCGAGGGCUCCGUAAAUUUGACAUUGGUGGUGCCAACUUUUUUGGCCUCAAAGCAAACAAAAAACAUGCACAAAUGUUGUCUGCUAUUGUUACAGAAUUUGUUAGACUUGUUAAUGGAGAGGAUGAGGAAUCUAAUUUGGAUGAAUUGUCGUUGUCAGAUUCUCGGCUUGGUUCUCAUUUAAGUAUUCUUUUGAAUGCUUUAGGGCUUUCUAGAUCACUUCGGAAACUCAAUCUAUCUAAUUGCGAUCUUGGUCCAGGCGGUGCUCGCCUUCUCAGCAAAUCACUUCAAUUAAACCAAUCGUUACGCCAACUUUCACUCGAUCGUAACCAAAUUGGUAUUGAUGGUUUUUAUGAAUUGGCACGUGCUUUAAGGCUUAACAAUACUUUGUUGGCUUUGGAUUUGCCUACUUCUGAUUUGUCUGAUUCAAUGGCACUUUUAGCUAGAAUACCAAUUGAAAGGGCUCGUUUAAUGGCUAUAAUUGCUGAAAUUGAGGAAGCUUUGAAACGAAAUGUUGAUUUUUCUUUAACAAACGGACCGACAAAUGGACAAUUGGCAAUGAAAGCAAUGCAUUCUUUGAAUAUUGGAUGUGAUCGUUACAAUAUAAAUGGCUCUGAAACCAGUGAAAUUAAAAAAGUUGCUUUUCACAAAAUUGGAAAAUUAAUUGCACAGUUUGGAGAACAAAAAUCUGAUGAUAUUAAUAUAUUCAAUGAUUCAUUUAAAAAUAAUGGGGAUAAGAGAAGGACAAAAAUUGUCGAUAAAUUUAUUGAAGAACUUGGGCAAUUUGUUGAAGACAAUAAUAAAAAUUUUUUACAAUCUUUCUCUGAUCGUCUAGCUGCCCAAGAAUGUGUAGAAAUUUGUUCACUCAAUAACCAACAGCCUGAUAUUAUUAACAAUAUUUUUGAAAAUCAUGCAAAAGAAGAUCAACUUAAAGAAAAAUUGACACAAUUCUUUAACAGAUAUACAAGGCAAAAAUUAUUUUUUUUAAAACUAAAUUUAAAGUAA
Messenger RNA from Meloidogyne enterolobii, 1788 nucleotides. Lineage: Eukaryota; Metazoa; Nematoda; Chromadorea; Rhabditida; Meloidogynidae. The record is from the annotation of a GenBank genome assembly.